CCUCCCAGUUCCUCCUCCUCGAUCCAUCUCAACUUAUCAAACACCAUCUCAAGAGAGGGUAGCCAGCCGCCGAUCAAGCAACCAACCAUGAGGACCAGCCAGCUCCUCCUCCUCCUCCUUACCGCCUCCGCCCUCUGCGCCGUGGCCACGCCGGCCGCAGCGGUCGACGGGCCAUGGCAAAAGAUCAAGGACGUCGCCGACCCGCACGUCCAGGAGCUGGGCGCGUGGGCGGCGGCGGCGAUUAACAAGGUGGCCAACUGCGGGGUGAAGUUCAGCAAAGUGGUGGGCGGCGAGGUGCAGAUCGGGGCCGACAAGAACUACUCGCUUGAUGUUGACGCGCAGAGGCCCGGUGCCAAGGACGCCGUUUAUAAAACCAUGGUGUACGAGGAAGACGAGCCGCCAGCUAUACGCGCAAGCUCGUCUUCUUCAACUGUACCCGGACCAUACUGUAAUCGCGUUGUUUUGAUAAUUCCAUUUUCCAUGUUCUAAUAAAAUAUCUCGAGUAUUUUUA
Messenger RNA from Brachypodium distachyon (stiff brome), 511 nucleotides. RefSeq names its product putative cysteine proteinase inhibitor 7. The record is from RefSeq and is a predicted model, not a curated record. NCBI's taxonomy places the organism in Eukaryota, Viridiplantae, Streptophyta, Magnoliopsida, Poales, Poaceae. Gene Ontology annotation, molecular function: cysteine-type endopeptidase inhibitor activity. The transcript has a single exon. Bases 88 to 489 code for a protein of 133 amino acids.